AUGUCAACCGACUGCGAGAGGGCAUUCAGUCUUGCGAAGCUUACACCUCAAAAGAGACAUUACCCCCCAUCACCUUCCAUGUCCUUCGAGGGCGCCAAAAAACGUCAAAAGACUGGCUCAGAUAUCUUUCGGAGCCAGAAGAUCCCAUUGCCGCUGCCUCGGACGCCUGGUUCGAGAACUGGAGAUCCAUUCGUGGAUGAAGAUCCUACACCGUGGGCUCCAACGGAUACAACUUCGACGAGCGGCGCUUCAACAAGUGGCAGGUCAUCACCUACAAAACGACUUAACGAAUUGGCCCUUGAUCCGAAUGGAGUUGACUUUCGUGAAUUCACGACUGUGAACUACCCAAGUGGAGUUUUCACUGCGCUCUGGGAUAUCAGCCAGCUCGCAAGAGGGAAUAAAGUCAUAUCACCAGAUAAGAAAGUAGAUAUCAAACGUGCAGUGGGACAGAAAGGAGGGGAAUGGUUCCGCUUCGUUGAUGAUUUGUGUUAUUGCGAUGAGGAAGAUCCUCGUGUUCAGUGGGGUGAGACUCCAUCUGCUCGAUCUGUGCACAAGAUUCUUCAGAAAGCACGUACGAGCGCGACAGACGGAGAGUCAGAGUAUAGUUGGAACGUUGAAGUGCACCCAGCUGUGCUGGACCUUGCUUUGAGAGAUCUAAAAGGCCACGUCGAGGGCGACCGAGUCAACUUUAAGUUCUGUCCCUCGGCUCGCAUCAUGAUAGAGUACAGACCAGGCAGCACGCCAGAGUCCAAGAUGAUCGACUUCUGCGCUGUUAUCGAACCCGAAGUUGAGUCGUUGGCCAUGAUCGAUGGGCUGCGCAAGGUUCUUCCCAUGAACAGCAUCAACCAUACAGCGUGCAACCCACUUCUGAAGAAAACGCUUUGUCUCGCCAUUGAGACGAAACCGCCUGGUGAGAAGUGGAAUGCAGCGCGGCUUCAGGUUGGAGUCUGGCUCGCUGCACAGUGGACGUUACUUGCCAGACUCGUCCAUGACGCGGGCGGUUCUUUUGAGGGUUUGGAUUUUCUCCCGGGAAUUAUCAUUCAAGGCCAUGAAUGGUAUUUCGUAGCUUCAGGUCGCGAGGGAACAAAAACGGUAUGCUUGACACUCCUGCUGUGA
Fusarium oxysporum Fo47 is the source of this 1116-nucleotide messenger RNA. RefSeq lists its product as uncharacterized. The transcript is spliced from 3 exons. The record is from RefSeq and is a predicted model, not a curated record. Lineage: Eukaryota; Fungi; Ascomycota; Sordariomycetes; Hypocreales; Nectriaceae. The coding region runs from base 1 to 1116 and encodes 371 amino acids.